This is a messenger RNA of Purpureocillium lilacinum, 1467 nucleotides long. RefSeq lists its product as uncharacterized. The record is from RefSeq and is a predicted model, not a curated record. Gene Ontology annotation, biological process: dephosphorylation. Gene Ontology annotation, molecular function: phosphatase activity. Lineage: Eukaryota; Fungi; Ascomycota; Sordariomycetes; Hypocreales; Ophiocordycipitaceae.
AUGCAUUCUGCGACGCUUCUGGCCGCAGCCGUCGCUGGCCUGGCCGGCUCGGCUGCGGCAGUGACGGUGCACGGCGCACUCGUCUUUACUCGCCACGGAGACCGGACGACCAAGUGGUACAAGGCCCAGGCGCUCACGAGCCUCGGCGCGGAGCAAAACUACCAGGUCGGCGGCUCGUACCGCCAGCGCUACCUGUCGUCCUCGUCGCCGGACGCCAUCCGCGGCAUCUCGCAGGACAAGUACGUCUCGUCGCAGGUCUUUGCCAGCGCGCCCGACCAGGGCAUCCUCAUGAACACGGCGACGGCCUUCCUGCAGGGCCUCUACCCGCCGCUCGAGGACGUGGCCCCGGACGUCGCCUCCCAGGGGCUCAACAACGGCACCAACAGCACCAGCCCGCUCGGCGGCUACCAGUACGUCGUGCUGCACGGCGUCAACGACAACUCCCCCGACGCCAUCUGGAUCAAGGGCGACGACGAGUGCCCCGCCUACACGGCCUCGUCCAAGGGCUUCUCCCGCAGCGACGAGUUCCGCGCGCGCGACGACGCCACGCGCGGGUUCUACGAGCGCUUCUACGACGUGCUGGCUCCGGGCGUGUACAACCUCAAGCGAGAGGACGUGUCGUACGCGCGCGCCUUUGACGUCUUCGACCUGGUCAACGUGGCGCGCAUCCAUAACGCGACGUCGCCCGCGCGCAACGUCUCGGACGAGGACCUCGCGCAGCUGCGCACGCUCGCCGACUCGGCCGAGCUGGGGCUCAACUGGAAUGCCUCGGAGCCGAUGCGCGCGGUGGGUGCGAAGACGCUCUCGGGCGUCGUUCUGCGGCAGCUCAACGCCACGGUGUCGUCGCGCGGCGCGACGCCCAAGCUCUCCCUCCUGGCGGGCAGCUACGACACGUUCCUGGCGUUCUUUGGGCUCACGGGUCUGCUCGAUACGGGGGCUGACUUUCACGGCCUGCCCGAGUAUGCGUCGAGCAUGGCGUUUGAGCUCUUCACGGACGGCAACGACGACAAGUCAUUCCCAGCGGACCCGGCGGCGAACCUGCGCGUGCGAUGGCUGUUCCGCAACGGCACGGCAGGCACGCUGAAGGGCUUCCCGCUGUUCGGCACGGGCGAGGCGUCGCUGCCCUGGCCGCGCUUCGUGAGCGAGAUGCAGAAGCGCGCCAUCACGGACGUGGGCGACUGGUGCGACAAGUGCGACUCCAAGGCCGGAUUCUGCGCGGCGUACCGCGACGACGACGGCGAGGCCGGAGGUGCGGAGAAGAACAGCGGAGGGGGUGGCGGCGAUGGUGGCAUUUCGAAGGCCGUGGCGGGCCUCAUCGGCGCGAUGGUCACGCUGGCUGUGGUUGCUGUGGUGGGAGGGUUGGCGUGGAUGGUGCUCAGGAGGAAGAGAAAGGGGGCUGGUCGGCAGCAGGGAGACAAGACGAGUGUGCGGAGCGGUAGCACUGAUGAGAGAACGGACACGGUAUAA